CCUUCCCAAAAGUCCUUCAGAACGAAGCGUAUCCUCGCCAAGGCCGGUCGUCAGAACAGGCCCAUCCCUCAAUGGUUCCGUCUUAAGACGGACACUAAAAUUCAAUAUAACGCUAAACGCCGUCACUGGAGGCGCACAAAGCUCAACAUCUGA
This is a messenger RNA of Suillus subaureus, 153 nucleotides long. RefSeq names its product ribosomal protein L39e. The transcript is spliced from 3 exons. Gene Ontology annotation, molecular function: structural constituent of ribosome. Gene Ontology annotation, biological process: translation. Lineage: Eukaryota; Fungi; Basidiomycota; Agaricomycetes; Boletales; Suillaceae. The record is from RefSeq and is a predicted model, not a curated record. Gene Ontology annotation, cellular component: ribosome; cytosolic large ribosomal subunit. The annotation marks the transcript as partial.